AUGGAGGAGGUAACGGCCACCACCUCCACCCACGAGGCCUCCAUAAAAGAACUACGGGGACAAAUAACAUACUUGGAAGACAUGCAAGAGGACCUAAAUAACAGGUCCAGGCGUAAUAACAUUCGCAUCAGGGGGUUACCAGAAUCCUCAACGCCAGAAGUACUCACCACUAUGCUCCACAAAGCCUUCAGCAGCCUACUACCUGACGCCCCACCAUCAGACCUCCUCCUGGACAGAGCCCACAGGGCCCUCCGUCCGCCCUCCUCGAGUCCCACGCAACCUCGAGACAUCAUCAUCCGCUGUCAUUACUUCCACGUUAAGGAGGCGAUAAUGCGGGCGACAAGGGAGACCCCACUACAAAUGCAAGGUCAUACGGUACAACUAUAUCAUGAUCUAGCACCCACCACCCUGCGAAAACGGAGGGAGCUGAAACCAUUGACCCAAGCCCUACAAGCACAGAGGAUACGCUACUCCUGGGGUCAUCCCUUUAAUCUAACGGCACGUCACAACAACCGCACAUUCACGCUAACUAAACCGUCAGAGGCCCAAGACUUUGCUGUGCAACUAGGCAUCCACGACCUCAACGGAGAUCUGAACGCAGCCUCACAACAGCCUAUGCCACAACACCGACUGAGGGACCCGCAGCCUCAAAGAGACCGCAACAAAGGACAACACUCCUCACAGUCCCACGCCUAA
Pelobates cultripes (western spadefoot toad) is the source of this 696-nucleotide messenger RNA. Lineage: Eukaryota; Metazoa; Chordata; Amphibia; Anura; Pelobatidae. The record is from the annotation of a GenBank genome assembly.